CACUCUGAGUAAAGAAAACACAUUUUGGGCGAAUUUGUUGUGGUCCGCGCAAUUUUUGUGAAUUUCUCGCUAAAAAAAGCACAAAAGACAACAUGAUUAUCCCGAUCCGUUGCUUCACCUGCGGCAAAGUCAUUGGCAACAAGUGGGAGUCUUACCUGGGCCUGCUGCAGGCGGAAUACACUGAGGGAGAUGCCCUGGACGCUCUGGGCCUGAAGCGCUACUGCUGUCGCCGCAUGCUGCUCGGACACGUGGAUCUCAUCGAGAAACUGCUGAACUACGCGCCCCUCGAGAAGUGAAUAGCCAAAUGGGAGAAAGGACGCAGGGGACUUGGGAUUAAAACCUAGAUUUUAUUGUAAAAUUACAAAUUAAAGCUUGAUCAUAACCA
This is a messenger RNA of Drosophila kikkawai, 385 nucleotides long. RefSeq names its product DNA-directed RNA polymerases I, II, and III subunit Rpb10 (gene Polr2L). The record is from RefSeq and is a predicted model, not a curated record. Gene Ontology annotation, molecular function: DNA binding; zinc ion binding. Gene Ontology annotation, biological process: transcription by RNA polymerase I; transcription by RNA polymerase II; tRNA transcription by RNA polymerase III. Gene Ontology annotation, cellular component: RNA polymerase II, core complex; RNA polymerase III complex; RNA polymerase I complex. Lineage: Eukaryota; Metazoa; Arthropoda; Insecta; Diptera; Drosophilidae.